AUUUCGUGUAUCUCCCGCCAUCACUUCACAAAGUAAUACUAUUCAAUAAUUCAUCUGGGAUCUGACAGGUAACUGAGGGGAACGGUAAUGGGCUCCGACACCAGCAGCCGGUGGUGGCGGAAAUCGGACCUUUGGGAAGUGGCGUCCGUUCUGCUACUCAGCCAGGCCGUCUCUUUUAUAUUGGCUCUUCUGAACUUCACUUCAUCUCUAACCGCCAAUCUUGGUGCUAAUUUGCCUGUAACUCUUGGACUUUUAGGCUAUCUGGCUUUAACCUUGAUCUAUGGAAGCAUCUUGUUGUAUAAGCGCCAUGAACUCAUUAUUCCUUGGUAUUGGUAUGCUCUGUUAGCAUUCUUUGAUGUCCAAGGCAACUAUCUUUUUAAUUCAGCAUAUUACUUCUCAUCCAUUACAAGUGUAGCAUUAUUAGAUAGCUGUACAGUUGGUUGGGUGAUACUUUUUACUUGGAUCUUUUUGGGCACAAAGUAUUCUCUAUUGCAGUUCCUUGGUGCAGCUGUUUGUGGUGUAGGCCUUUGUUUGGUUCUUCUUUCUGAUGCUGGUGUUGGUGGUGGAGGUGGUUCAAAUCCACUUUUGGGUGAUAUGCUUGUCAUUGGGGGGACACUUUUCUUUGCACUAAGCAAUGUUGGUGAGGAGUUUUGUGUUAAAAAGAACUGUCAACUUGAAGUAUUAGCAAUGCUUGGUGUUUUUGGAAUGUUUUUUAGUAUAAUCGAGAUCACCAUAUUCGAGAGGAAGAAUCUUGAAGCAGUGGCAUGGUCUACUGAACUUAUACUUACACUUGUUGGUUACACAGUGGGAUUCUUUAUAUUCUACUCUUUAACGUCUUUUAUACUAAAGACAAGUGGGUCCACAUUGUUCAAUUUGUCCCUACUCACAGCUGAUAUGUGGGCUGUGAUCAUUCGCAUUUUUUUCUACGAACAAAAGGUGGAUUGGUUAUACUAUGUAUCGUUCUUAAUUGUUGGUGUUGGUCUUUUCAUAUAUUCCAAAAGUGAGAAGAAUCCAAUUCCGAAUCCGUCGCCGGAAUCUGAAAACGGGAAUCAGAAUCCACGGUACCAACUUGUUCAUGAACAAGGACUGCACCAGUCUUUCUUUCAAGUAUCUGGAACAUCGUAUACGAAGGGGUAUUAUCUUGUCGACGGGGUCUAUCCGGAGCGUGCUUGUUUUGUGAAGUCACCGUCUUGUCCAAAUGAUCGCAGAAGGUUGAAGUUUAAGAGAGUUCAAGAGAAGGCGCGAAAGGAUGUUGAACGAGCGUUUGAUGCUUUGAAAAAACGUUGGCAUAUUCUUAAAUAUCACGCGCCUUAUUUGGAGGAGAAGAAAAUGAGUGAGGAAAACGAGAUCGUUCCACCGACACAAGCUUUUGAGGUUGGAAGCGUGGAGUACUUGGCGAGUAGGGCAAUAGUUCAUGAUGUUGAGACGCAUCAUGUUCUUCGUGGGGAAUUGACUGAACAUAUUUGGACCGUCAACCACAUCGAUCUUAACGCGGAACCGAUCGAUGAUUUGGACGGUCAAUUUUCCGAUGAAGAUGUCCUUUAG
Molecule: messenger RNA, 1545 nt
Organism: Lactuca virosa
Lineage: Eukaryota; Viridiplantae; Streptophyta; Magnoliopsida; Asterales; Asteraceae
Source: the annotation of a GenBank genome assembly